GGUUCUGACUGAGUGAGUUGUUCCCGUGGCAGCAGGGAAAGGUACGGAGGCAUGAAUGACAUGUGUUGGCCCCUCCUCCUCCUGCUGCUCUGCUGCGCUGCAGAGUUUGAAGCGCAACAGCCCGGAGAGCGCAGCAGCGACUUCACCGCUGCGACUUUGAUGACAGGGUUUUUUUGAAGCAGUCGAUGAGCGCGUUUGAAGUGCCUUGCUGGUGAAGACACGGGAGUCGAGUCUCGACCUGCGGUUCCUCCUCUACCAGCCGGACCAAGAUGAGAUUCCUGAUCUGUGUGAUCGCGGUCGCCGUGGCGGUGAGAUCUGCGCACGGAGGUACCAAGUCUGACGAGCCGUGUGCAGGCCGCGACUGCAGCAAAGGAUGCAAGUGCAUCCCGGAGAAAGGUGGCAGGGGUCGUCCCGGACCCCUGGGUGAGGUCGGUCAGCCCGGACCGGAGGGGCCUCGGGGUGGCAUCGGGCAUCCGGGACCUAAAGGAGAGAAAGGCCACGGUGGACUGAAAGGACCAUCCGGCCCAAAAGGAGACAAGGGGCCGAUGGGAGUGCCGGGGUUCUCAGGACGCGAUGGAGUACCUGGUCACCCCGGUCAGGAGGGCAGCAGAGGACCACCAGGACACGACGGCUGUAACGGCACCAGAGGAGAUCCAGGAGAGCCCGGGUUUGGGGGGAUAGGCGGACCUGGAGCACCUGGAUUCACUGGGCCUACCGGGCCGAAGGGUCAGAAAGGAGAACCUCGAUACAUCUCUGACGACGGCUUCACGAGUUUACCAGGUUUACCAGGACGGGACGGUGCACCUGGUGUCAGAGGUCCUGAUGGUCCACCUGGGUUCCCUGGUCCCAGUGGCCCGGAUGGAUUCCCCGGCCCGCCUGGUCCUCCCGGUCCCCCGGGGCCAGUGGGGAGCCGUAGUGACGGAUAUCGAGGCGAGAGAGGAGACAAGGGCGACGUGGGCUUGCCCGGCGACCCCGGCCAGCCAAUGAUCAAUGGCGUUGUGGAGUUUGUGGGUUUUCCCAAAGGAGACAAAGGAAUGCAGGGUGAACCUGGUCCAAAAGGAAUCAGAGGAUAUUCCGGCAGUCCUGGUAGACCCGGACCAUUUGGCUUUCGUGGUGAAUAUGGAGAGAAAGGCAUUCCUGGAUACCCCGGGGCAAGAGGUCCUCCUGGUUUUAACGGGCCUCCUGGGGUUCUAGGACAACCGGGAGCGAGAGGCAGCCCAGGUUUCCCCGGACAACCAGGAUACAUAGGACCCAAGGGAGACCAGGGAGAACCCGGCGCACCAGGACCUGUAUCUUAUGUCGGUGAUCUUGGCACUGCUGUCAAAGGACCUCCAGGUGACCCAGGUCUAGAUGGCCUGCCUGGUCCCCGCGGUGACCUAGGACCCCCAGGAUACUCGGGACCUCCAGGACAACCAGGCAUUGGUGGUUUUGGUUCAGGUACUGGACGGCCAGGAUUCCCUGGGACCCCAGGUCCAAAGGGAGAGACAGGUGACCCAGGCAUACCCGGUUACGGCACAGAGGGCGGCCCCGGCUCCCCUGGACUCCCCGGACCCCCCGGCAACCCUGGACCUCCAGGCCCUUCUAGUUCGGACACAAGUUACCCGUCAAGUAUCCCCGGAGAGCCUGGUUUGCCUGGACCACGAGGAGGGCCUGGUAACACGGGAUACAAAGGCUUCAGAGGUGAUCCUGGCGACUGUAACUGCAUCGGAGGAGGCGUCUCAGGGCUCCCUGGGUUACCUGGACCCCCAGGAACCAAUGGAGCCCCCGGCUAUGCUGGACGAAAGGGUGAGCCUGGUGACUCUGGCACACCGGGCUUUGGCGGCGUUCAGGGACCUCCUGGUCGUCCUGGUGACAGGGGUUUCUUUGGUCGUAAGGGAGAGAAGGGGGCGUCUUUCUACCCCAAUCUAGGUCUGGGGGAGAAAGGAGAGCUUGGAUCUACUGGACCCAGAGGACCUACAGGCGAAACUGGAAAACCCGGCAGAGACGGCCUUCCUGGCUUCCCUGGAUCCCCUGGACCCCCAGGUGACGCUGGCUAUGGCACGCUGGGAGAGAAAGGUUUCCCAGGUUACCCGGGGGCUAAGGGUCGUCCCGGUGGUCCUGGUGAGCCCGGUGUUGGGUACGUUGGAACACCUGGCUUUCGCGGAGAGCCUGGAGACCCCGGAAUACCGGGGCUGCCAGGGACGCCAGGUUCACCUGGACCAAAAGGUGAAAACAGCUGUGGAGGGGUUAAUGACGCCGGAGAGGGAACGGGACAAGUGCUACCUUGCACCAUACCUGGUGAGGAAGGAGACCCCGGCGUGCCUGGUGUACCCGGACGACCAGGUCCUAAAGGUCAGCCAGGUUUCCCAGGAGGCCCUGGACGUCCAGGGUUUGAUGGACCCAAAGGAGAGAGAGGAGACCCCGGUUACGGAGGCCAGCCAGGGCCGCAAGGUUUCCCCGGACCCAGAGGAGACCCCGGACUUCCAGGUGGUCCAGCACAGGGUUAUGAUGGAGCCAGAGGGAAGGAUGGUGUUCCAGGGCGCCCUGGAGCCAAGGGUCAGCCCGGAGAGGUACUGGGAGCCACACCUGGAGCACCAGGAAGGGACGGUAUACCGGGAGCCUCUGGAGACAAGGGCCAGCCUGGGACACCGGGAGCACCUGGAUUACCUGGCGCCGAUGGACGCUUCGGUGUUCCUGGGCGGAAGGGAGAGCGUGGAGUCGACGGAAUUCCCGGUACGCCCGGCACUAUCGGACCUCCAGGCGAGGCAUUUGGCAGCAUCCCCAGCCAACCCGGACUUCCUGGCAAUCGAGGACCGAGCGGAUCACCAGGCUGCCAAGGUUUCCCUGGACGCAAGGGAGACAGAGGAGACCCAGGUUUCCCAGGGCCUGCUGGAAUGAAGGGAACCCCAGGCCUGCCCGGCUUAACUGGAACACCAGGCCCAAGGGGACCCCCUGGACUUGCCGGACCGGGAACUAGAGAGGGAAUCCCAGGAAUACCAGGACGGAAAGGUAGGCUGGGGCUGCUGCUGGUUGUCACAGUUUAUCUUCUUCCUCUUACAGAGACAAUAAUGUUGAUCCUCCUGUGUUCAUCCACAGGUGAGAUUGGUUUCCCAGGACUGGUGGGCUUCCCUGGACUACCAGGUCGCCCCGGAAGCCCAGGGUUCCCUGGAAGAAAAGGAGAAGGUGGAGUGCCCGGAAGAAAUGGACUCCCUGGCGGCCCCGGGUUCCCUGGACUGAAAGGUGACAGAGGAAACCCUGGACCCCCUGGCUUGCCCUCUCCUCCUGUUAGACAAGAGUAUGUGGAGAAAGGAGAACCUGGAACCCCCGGGAGCAGCGGCCUUCCUGGUUUCCCCGGACCCAGAGGUGACAAAGGUUUUCCAGGUCUACCUGGUCGUCAGGGUCUCCCUGGACUUCCUGGUUAUGCCGAGCAGAGUAAAGGACAGCGGGGAGAUCCUGGGUUCCCAGGGCGACCGGGAGGUCCAGGCUACCCCGGACCAAAGGGAGAACCUGGAAUCAUGGGAUUCCCUGGCAUGUCUGGACCAAGGGGCGAUGAUGGUGCAACUGGUUUACCUGGAAACCCUGGAGAGUACGGUCGUCCUGGUGGUAAAGGUCAACCCGGAGAUACGUUUGGUUAUCCUGGAGCUUCAGGAGCUAAAGGACAACCAGGAGAUUCAGGCUACCCAGGUGGGCGUGGCAACGACGGCACCCCCGGUGACAAUGGCUUCCCAGGAGGUCCAGGUUACCCCGGAGCGAAAGGAGCUCCUGGUGAAGGAGGUCGUCCUGGAAUAACGGGCUCUCCUGGUUUCCCUGGGCCAAAGGGACAGUCCGGCUACCCUGGAAGAAGAGGAGGAGACGGAUCUCCUGGAGGUCCUGGAAGUCCUGGAGGUCCUGGAACCAAAGGCUUGCCUGGAUCCCCUGGUUUGGACGGACUUAAUGGACUUGGUGGACCUAAAGGUCUUCCUGGAACCCCAGGUGUGAACAUCGGAGGUCGCCCAGGUGCCCCUGGUAUUCCAGGACAGAAGGGAGAGAGAGGCAUCUCCUACCCUGGAGGUCCAGGAUUCCCUGGAGCAAAGGGAGAGAGAGGAGAUUCAGGUGGUCCUGGACUCCCAGGGUUCCCCGGUCGGCCCGGACCUCCCGGUCCGACUGUGGGGUCAGAUAUUCCUGGGCCACAAGGUGACCCUGGCCUGCCUGGACUGGAUGGAGAGUACGGUUUUCAAGGUCGUCCAGGUCCGCCCGGGCCACCUGGUCCAGGCACAGCCCAGGGAGACAGAGGUGACCCUGGGCUCCCAGGCUUCCCUGGAUCCCCUGGCAGAAAAGGAGAAUCAGGAGGCCCUGGAGGCCUCGGACUCCCAGGCAGUUCUGGUUUCAAAGGCGAACGAGGUGAGACCGGCUUCAGUGGCGGUCCCGGUCUUAAGGGUUUCCCCGGUGACCCUGGUUACUAUGGAAUCAAAGGAGCGAAGGGACCUCCAGGGCCUCCGGGUCGUAAGGGUUUUCCUGGAUCUGUGCUUCCUUAUGUACGUCCGCCGUUGCCGAGACAGUUCGGAGACUCAGGCUAUCCUGGUGAGAGUGGAGGCUCCGGUUUCCCCGGAGAGCCCGGUCAGCCUGGACUGCCUGGACGUCCAGGUCCCAAGGGUCGCCCCGGUCCCAUAGGUAAACUUGGCAGAACUGGACCUGCUGGUCCGUCCGGACAAAUCGGUGACGCCGGGCCUCCUGGUUUCCCUGGACCCACUGGAGAACAAGGUCAGCCCGGUAAACCUGGUCGUCCCGGCAUUCCUGGGCCUGCCGGCCGUGGUUCCAGCAUUGGCUACACUCUGGUGAAGCACAGCCAGGACUCGCAGGUCCCCAUGUGUCCUCAGGGCAUGGCCAAGCUGUGGGACGGAUACAGUCUGCUGUACGUGGAGGGACAGGAGAAGGCUCACAACCAGGACCUCGGUCAGCCCGGGUCAUGCCUCCCCCGCUUCAGCACCAUCCCCUUCCUCUACUGCUCCCCCAGCGAGGUCUGCUACUACGCCAGCCGCAACGACAAAUCCUACUGGCUCUCCACGACAGCGUCCAUACCCAUGAUGCCUGUGGCCGAGGGGCAGAUCCAGCCGUACAUCAGCAGGUGUUCUGUGUGUGAGGCGCCGUCUCAGGCCGUGGCGGUCCACAGCCAGGACAUGACCAUCCCGACCUGUCCUCCCGGCUGGAGGAGUCUCUGGAUAGGAUACUCCUUCCUCAUGCACACAGCAGCUGGCGCCGAGGGCGGCGGUCAGUCCCUGGUGUCUCCCGGCUCGUGCCUUGAGGACUUCCGCGCGACGCCAUUCAUCGAGUGCAACGGUGCCAAGGGCACCUGCCACUACUUCGCCAACAAGUACAGCUUCUGGCUCACCACCGUGGACCCCAGGCAGGAGUUCGUGUACUCGCCUGGGCAGGAGACCCUGAAGGGAGGCCAGGAGCGCUCCAAAGUCAGCCGCUGCCAAGUCUGCAGCAAGCUCUUGUAGGAGGAGGCGACCGGAGGGAGGAGGCGGUGACAAGAACGCCUCAGAGGAAAACUAAAAUAAAGAGGUGAUGGAGGAUGAGAUGAUCUAUAAAGAAAUCUAUAAGAAAAACACGAACACGUGACUGACUGAAAAUGACUGGUGGGUUCAGGAUCGAGGUCGUUUUUAGAGUUUCUGAUCCGCUUUAGGAAUGAAUGGCUUGUUUUAAAGGAGGAGGAGGGCUCCAGUGUGACGGCUCUCCUCUAGAUUAUCACUGACAAUGGUGCUAUUGUUUAUGUUCUCUGUGUUUUUAUUUUGUGUCUUGUGUUUUUAUCUUAUAACCGUUUUAUUUUUUUGGCGGGAAUCAUUCUCGGCUACCUCGGAGAGUGCCACCACCACGACCACCCCAACCUUUUUUCGGUUAGCACUGCGCCGCUAACACGUAGCUUCAGAUGAGUCGGUUCAGAUGGUAAAGUCCAACACAGCUAUAAAUCGUAAGGUCUUAACAUUAGUUUCUGAGCUGAUCGAUCUGAAGUAGACGACACAUGACAGGUUCAGUGACACAGCCGCCAUUAAAACAUCACUUAUUUUGUAUUUACGACAAGCUGACACCACUUUUACCGCGGUCAUGUUACAGAUCAUGUCGCCCUUUGAAAAACAAACUGGUGGUUUCACAUGUUUUUUCAGGAAUUCUUUCAUCGGUUAUCAAGCAUUUCAUCACAGGACUGAAAUCAGAUAGCUGAGAAUCGAUACUUUGCUUGAGGUUGAGUAUAUGUUGCAUUAUUGUUGCUGUAUUCAUGCAUUUAAGGAAACAUAUCUAAAGGCGUCUGAGAUGUAAAAGAGUGCAACUGUUCUGAAGCCAAUUUACAGUUGUUGCAUUAAAUCAGAUUCUAGAUGAACAACAACAGAUUUUUUUAACAGCUGCUUCAUAAUAUCCAUGUUUUCUCAAUAAGAAACAUAGAAAGUAAAACUUUCAAUUGUCAGAUAUUAAGUCUCAGAGCUUACAGAGCAAUUCUUUACUGAAAAUCUGUCAUUUUUUGCAUUGAGUUUGGUUUGAAUCUAUUUAAACAUAUUUGACUGAUUUGCAGUGAUAAGAAAAGACAUCUAACAUGAGAAUCUUAUAAUUUUUUACAUUGAGUUUGGUUAAUAAUGUCAUCUAAGAGUCUCGACAUAGUUGUUUAAGGCAGAAAAUAACCAGAUUUUUCAACAUCUGUUUGAUAAUUUCCAGUUUUGCUCAUAUAUUAUCCAAGAAAGAGCUUACAGCGCUUUUAAUGAAAAGUAAACCAUUCCAAAAAAAAGGCAACUAGAUUUUUGUUGUAUCAAGGAAAUUACAAAUCCACCAAGUUGUUUUCAUAUCUUACAAACAUUAUUUUAAACCAGUAACCACCUGGAUAUUAAGAUAUGUGUCCAAAACAAAUAAUCUUUCCAUAAUUUUGUAGCCAUUAUGCAAAAACAUGUGAAACGACCGGCUUUACUCUCUAGUGUAUAUUUCACAUAUACGACUCUACGGUGCUACUUCACCCUGACGUUUGACUUGAACAGGCGACAUUUAAAAACACGUUUGUAUUAAACUGCACGCAAUAAAAAGGCUCACCAGCACUUUUCCUCUAAAACGAACAAAAAAAAAACAGAACCUCUGCCACAGUCAGCUGUAGGAAAGAAUGACUUGAAUGAGGCCACCCAUUCAUUCAUAUAUAAUAUAUAUAUAUAUAUUGCACUGAUGUGAACUCAAAUGGGUCAGAACCAACAAACAAGUCAAAUCAAAGGGGCAUGUUUUCACCUUCACACCUUUCUCUCCUUAUGUUGUGACCAAAGUACACACAUACGCUCUUAUAGAUUGUUAAUUAUUGCUGUACAUAGUGCUUACUGUAUUUUCCCAGCAAAGUAUGUUAGAGCAAAAGUCUAUAAUGCUGUUAGCUCUUUAUUUUGUUUUUCAUUUUUUCCUUCCAGUCUAUGUGUCAUUUCUCUGUCCCAGGAUAAGAUCGAGGAACAAGUUCUCUGCCUGUAAAUGUGGAUUUUGCAGCCAUUUUUGUGACUGAGGUAGCAUGUAAAACCAUACAGUAUCAGAAAUUAUUUUUUUUUUGCAUUGAGUUUGGUUCGCAAUGUAAAAUAAAAGCCAUGAACGAGCUCCAAGAAUAAGUAAAGAAACGUAGGAUUAGAAUUCGUCAUUUUUUGCAUUGAGUUUUGUUUGCAAUGAAAAUUAAGUCUCGACUGAGUUGCAGUAAUAAGCAAAGACUUGUAAACAUUAGAAAUUAUAUUUGUUUACACUGAAUUUGGUUUCAGAUGUCUUGAAUGGCUUGAACUGUAGUUGCAGACACAAAGAAAAGAUCAGAAUUGAUCGUUCUUUACAUUGAGUUUGGUUUGCAGUGUAAAUGGAAAGUCUCGACUGUGUUGCAGCACUGUGGCCUCAGACACGCAAGACCAGAAUCACCCUUUUUUCCGUGGACUCUGGUUUGAUCUCCUCCUCACGUUACGUUAUCCUCGGACAGUGAAAGCUCCACUGGGUGACGUGUAACCACUAUGACCGCUGUGUCAGCACAUAGCUCUGUCUCUCUGCUGGUAGCCCUGAUUUUUAUUACUUUACGUCACAUUUUACUUUUAUUUUCCUUCUUCCUAUUCAUUUUUUUUAUUUUUUAUUUUUUUGCCAGCCUUUGUUGUUUUGUAAUCUAGAUUGUAAUUAUUUUACCUUAAAUCAUGAUACUAUCCCCUGGUUUUAUGUACUGAGAUGGGAGGGAAUGGGAAGAUAAAUAUGUGUACAUUAAAUAUUAUGGAGAAAAAAAAAUGCCUUUAGGAUUAUUGUUUUUAUAUGGAAAAUAUAUUCAACACUGAUGAUUCAACAGACGCAACAACUGUUUUUACUGUCUGUUCGGUCUUUUACCCCCACGUUCCUAAAACCGAGGAUGUUUAACGCUGCAGCAUCCUGUAAGUGCCUGGAGCGACAGAAGAAAUGCAGUUCUCCUCAAAGAGGAUCCAUAACAAGAAAUGGUUAUAACAUGUCUGUUACUGUAAUGUGUAUUUCUGUGCUCACACACUUUGAAAUAAAGUCUCAAAACUAA
Acanthopagrus latus (yellowfin seabream) is the source of this 8491-nucleotide messenger RNA. RefSeq names its product collagen, type IV, alpha 6 (gene col4a6). Gene Ontology annotation, cellular component: collagen trimer; basement membrane. NCBI's taxonomy places the organism in Eukaryota, Metazoa, Chordata, Actinopteri, Spariformes, Sparidae. Gene Ontology annotation, molecular function: extracellular matrix structural constituent. The record is from RefSeq and is a predicted model, not a curated record. The transcript is spliced from 48 exons. The coding region runs from base 270 to 5459 and encodes 1729 amino acids.